Messenger RNA from Octodon degus (degu), 2525 nucleotides. RefSeq names its product solute carrier family 45 member 3 (gene Slc45a3). Gene Ontology annotation, biological process: transmembrane transport. The record is from RefSeq and is a predicted model, not a curated record. The transcript is spliced from 6 exons. Gene Ontology annotation, molecular function: sucrose:proton symporter activity. Lineage: Eukaryota; Metazoa; Chordata; Mammalia; Rodentia; Octodontidae. Bases 416 to 2065 code for a protein of 549 amino acids. Gene Ontology annotation, cellular component: membrane.
GACGCGAGGGGUACGAGCUCGCACGCGCUAGCCAGGGUGACAGCCGCACGCUUCGGACAGUCCUGGAGCCAGGACUCUGUUGUUCUGAAAGUGCCUAGAAAAUGGAGCUUGAGUCAGCCGGAUGAGUCUGAAGAUAAAAAUACAGCUGUGGAUGAAUGUACAGCUGUGGCGCUACAGGCGUGGAGUGAGAGCCCAGUGGUGAGAUGUGUCCCCACCGAGGCGAUGCGUGACAACAGGUGUUGAGCCCGGGCCGAAACCCUGGACCUGUACUACAGGACUGGUGGAAAUGGAUCCCCAGUUGAAUCCUAGGCCUUCGGUGGCAGCAAGAAGAAGCCUCAACAGCAGCAUCCAGAGCAAAGCUGAGACAAAGCCGUCGUGGAGUGUGUGCCCCUGAGCCCAACCUGCCCGGCCCAUCAUGGUCCAGAGGCUGUGGGGGAGCCGCCUGCUGCGGCAUCGCAAGGCCCAGCUCCUGCUGGUCAACCUGCUGACCUUUGGCCUGGAGGUGUGCUUGGCUGCAGGCAUCACCUAUGUGCCACCUCUGCUGCUGGAAGUGGGGGUAGAGGAGAGGUUCAUGACCAUGGUGCUGGGCAUCGGACCAGUGCUGGGCCUGGUCUCUGUCCCACUCCUGGGCUCAGCCAGUGACCAGUGGCGAGGACGCUAUGGCCGCCGGAGGCCUUUCAUAUGGGCUCUGUCCCUGGGUGUCCUGCUCAGCCUCUUCCUCAUCCCCAGGGCAGGCUGGCUGGCAGGGCUGCUGUGCCCAGACACCAGGCCUCUUGAACUGGCCCUGCUCAUUCUGGGCGUGGGGCUGCUGGACUUCUGUGGCCAGGUGUGUUUCACACCUCUGGAAGCCUUGCUGUCUGACCUCUUCCGGGACCCAGAUCACUGCCGCCAGGCCUUCUCUGUCUAUGCCUUCAUGAUCAGCCUUGGGGGCUGCCUGGGCUACCUCCUGCCUGCUAUUGACUGGGACACCAGCGCCCUGGCCCCCUACCUGGGCACCCAGGAAGAGUGCCUCUUCGGCCUGCUCACGCUCAUCUUCCUUACCUGCAUGUCAGCCACGCUGUUUGUGGCCGAGGAGGCUGUGUUGGGCCCAGCUGAGGCAGUUGAAGGCCUAUCAGUGCCCUCUGUGACAACACACUGCUGCCCAUGCCGGACCCACGUGGCUUUCCAGAGACUGGAUGCCCUGUUUCCUCGACUGCACCAGCUCUGCUGCCACAUGCCACGCACCCUGCGCCGACUCUUUGUGGCUGAGCUGUGUAGCUGGAUGGCGCUCAUGACCUUCACUCUGUUUUACACGGACUUCGUGGGCGAGGGACUGUACCAGGGUGUGCCCAGAGCCGAGCCAGGCACUGAGGCCCGGAGACACUAUGAUGAAGGUGUGCGCAUGGGCAGCCUGGGACUCUUCCUGCAGUGUGCCAUCUCCCUGCUCUUCUCCCUCAUCAUGGACCGGCUGGUGCAGCGGUUUGGCACCAGAGCUGUCUAUCUGGCCAGCGUGGUAGCUUUCCCUGUGGCUGCUGGCGCUACAUGCGUGUCCCGCAGCGUGGCUGUGGUAACAGCCUCGGCUGCCCUGACUGGCUUCACCUUCUCAGCCCUGCAGAUCCUGCCCUACACACUGGCCUCCCUCUAUCACCGAGAGAAGCAGGUGUUCCUGCCCAAAUACCGAGGGGACCCUGGAGGUGGUGGCAGUGAGGACAGCCUUGUGACCAGCUUUCUGCCAUCAGGAGCGCCCUUCCCCAAUGGACACGUGGGUGCUGGCAGCAGCCUACUCCCUGCCCCAGCCGGGCUGUGCGGGGCCCCGGCCUGUGACGUCUCCAUGCGAGUGGUGGUGGGUGAGCCGAGCGAGGCCAGGGUCGUCCCAGGUCGGGGCAUCUGCCUGGACCUUGCCAUCCUGGACAGUGCUUUUCUGCUGUCCCAGGUGGCCCCAUCGCUGUUUAUGGGCUCCAUCGUCCAACUCAGCCAGUCUGUCACUGCAUAUAUGGUGUCAGCUGCGGGUUUGGGUCUAGUGGCCAUUUAUUUUGCUACACAGGUAGUAUUUGACAAGAGCGACUUGGCCAAAUAUUCAGUGUAGAGAGAUCGGAAUACUGAAGGAGGCCCCUCCUCAGUGGGUCCCAGCAAUCUGCAGUGGGGCUCUAGGGCCUCCUGGCUGCCAAAGUAGCGUGGCUCUCUUCUGCCACUCCGUGGCUGUAUGGUGCAUAACCUCAAAUGGGGGCUGAGGCUUCUCUCGCGUUUUCCCAGUCUGUAGGGCGCGCUGUCUGGUAGCUGCCCCACUGGUCUUCAGUCUGGCAGGGAGCUAAGGGCAGAGCAUCGGAUUAGCUCCAUGCACUGGAACACAGGACUCUGUAGGGGGUCCCCCAGGCUGGGGGUGGGGGAGCAGCCAGCACUGAGUUGAGGUACACUCAGAGAAGAAUAUUGAAUACACUCAGCUGCCUGGCCCCCACCUCCAGCCCCCGGAUCCUGCAUUCCUCCCACGUUGCCAAGUGUUGCUCUUGUGUGGAAGUUUCUGGUUGAAACCCCAGGAUUAGAAAAGA